Molecule: messenger RNA, 30439 nt
Organism: Podarcis lilfordi (Lilford's wall lizard)
Lineage: Eukaryota; Metazoa; Chordata; Lepidosauria; Squamata; Lacertidae
Source: the annotation of a GenBank genome assembly
GGGUUUCAUACACUACUGUAAACCAGAAGCCUCUCUCGCUCUCUCUAGACAUUUUUCUUCCACGAAAGAAAAUGAUCGCUCAAAGUUAGAAAUCCAUCUAACUAAAUAUGUGAUUUUUAAAGAAAAUGACGGAAAUAAGAAAAAAAAGGCAUCAAGCAAAGCAUUCUGUGCUGAUCUGUAAAAGCACUUAGGAUCCUGAACACAUGAAAAAGAAAUAAGGGGAAAAAGGGGGCUGAUAAAGUUUCUGGCUACAAUACAGGAGACAUAUCAUUACCAUAUGAUCUACUGUGGGUGUCAGCUUGGAUUCUGUUCAUUGAGGGAAACCUUACUUUUUUAACUGUGCUAUGGAAUAGAAGACGCAGGAGGGUUUUCCACCAAGUGACAGACAACUGAGCAGUAAUCUACCCCUCCUCCUUUCCACACCUGCACCUUCUUCUGCCUGGCUUGAAUAUUUCAGUUUAAUUGCAUCUCAGCUCUGAGGGCGCCUUUUGCAAAUCCCUGGAUUAAAAGGUAUGGCUUUCAAUAAUUAUCCUGAACUCUGCUCCGGUACAGUAAAACUUCGGUAAAAGCUAGGAGAAACAGGGAGCCUGAAAGAAGUGGCUUUAAAAGAGAUGUUUAGUACUGUUAUAUCUGCAUUAUUUGGGAGCAUUCUAGAGAACUGUGGAUGUUUCCUAGCAUUCUUUUACAUUUGGGGCCAUUUCUUUGUAUUUUUGUAAGGAUUUGUAUGUUCCGAGUUUUCCAGCUGUGCAUUUUCUUGCUCUAAUGCAAAGUUUGAAGUAUAUGAUGUUGUAGGAGGAAAACAGAAACUUCAUGUUUUGUAGUUUGAAAACCAGAAGGUAUUUGUUUUAAGUUAAAGGGGUGGUGGAGGAAUGUUUUGCCCAGAGUAGCAGACAUCUUUCUAAACACUGCAGAGUGGUAUAUUGCAUAUGUAAACAGCGAUUGCAUAUUUAAGACAAGAAGUUUCUUGACUGGAAAAACUAAAGAUAAACAAGCAGGCAUUCCAUACAGUUUUAAAAUUGAAAUAAACAUGCUUUCAAAAUCUUGAAUGUGCCCUGUAGCAUGUUCCUUACCUCAUCUGUUCUAAGAAAAGCAUUUGCUAUGAAAAGAAAUGCAGUAUAUUAGUUGCUGUUGAAGUAGAUGAAACUGAGAUAGAGCUGUAGUUCUCUUUUUAGAAAAGUCCUUAUUCUCUCCAUUUUCUAAAUGGUAUAGACAUCUCUUUAUUCUGCAAACUAGUUACGCCAAACAUUCAGUCCUAGGACUCUGGAUCAACUGAUUUAUGGAUCAGGCUGUAUAAGAUUUAAACUCCUAGAAAGAAAUACCACAGCAUAAUUCAGUAUAGAAUUAAAUCACCCCACCCAUCCCCACCCUCAAUAUAAUAUAUAUGUAUCAUCUCACAAUCCUUCUCUCCAUAUGGUUUGCUUAUUUUGCUGUUUGUAUAUUUUUUUUCUGGCUAUUCUGGUGUUUUUAUUUACAUGCCUUUUACAACUGUCUGUUAGUUGAUCCGAUAAAAGAAUCACUAUAACCUCAAGCCUUAUUUGCUGUUCUCAGAAAUAACUGAUUGAACUAAUACAUGGCACAAUUCUAUGCAUGCUUACUCAAAAGUAAGUCUCACAAGGUUCAAUGGGGCUUUCUCUCUGCAGCUACAGAAUAGUUGUGGAAGGAAUACUCCAGCAAUUACUGAAGGAUAAGGCCCAUCGUUAGUUGGCAGAAACAUAGUUUUUUCAUUUAUUUUAGGCUGCUAUGUUCAUCAGAUUUAUUUAAGUUCCUUUGACGUUCCUUUGAACUUUAGUUCCUUUGAGAUCUUUCAGAAUAUCAUUGUUAAUCAGGGGUUUUUAAAAAUGCCUUUUACAUUAUGUGGGUCAUCAUUUGAAUACAGUGACAUAAGCAAAGGAUGUGCCUCUUUUGUAAAUCAUCUUUCAACAAUGACUUACAUGGAAUUACCACGACAUUCUUCAUGUGCCAGUUAUGCCCCUAAAGUGAGAAUCCUAAUGGCCGAUAGGAUCAAUUGAUUAUUUACCAAAAAAUAUUACAGGUUUCAUAAACGAAACAAAACCCUUACAGACUUUAUUCUAGACUCUAAUUUAAGGCACAGAAAUAUUUUCAAAAAAUCAUAACAUUUUAGCAACAGGGGAAUAAGAGUUCAUAUAAACCAUCCUUUUGCCUGAUUAACUGGGAGAAGAAAUAAAAUACCAUUUAUGCUAUUUUAUGUUUCACAUUUGGAUUUGCUAGAACAUUUGUCCCUUUUGAUACUCCUAAGGAUUAGAUUUACUUCCUCUUAAUAUGUAAUUAAUCUAUUAAUCUGGAAACAUGCCAAGGUCUUUUAACUUCAAGUAGAGUUAAUAGACUUUGAGACCUGUGUGCCAGUGUGGUGCAGUAUCAUUCUAAAGUGUUGGGUUGAAUCAGGGAGGCAUGGGUCCACAUUUUUGCUCACUGGGUGACUCUGAGCCAGUUAAUAUCUCUCAGCCUAACCUCCCUCACAAGGCUAUCAUGAGAAUAAUAUAUAUUGGGGGGUUGGGAGGGUAUAUAUGAUAUGGAAACCAGAACUCCUUUGAGGAAGGUUAAGGUCAAAAUAAAACCAAGUUCAUUGCUUCAUUGUAUUGUGCUUUAAUUCACAUGCAACUGCAUAGAAAAAGAAAAAUACCGCCCAAAUGACUUUUAGAAGUUCAGUAGUAAAAAUUCUGCUCCCACUCUCACUACAAAGAGAACUACAAACCUGCAACCAUCUUACAGAACUUCUGCUACAGUAGUUUUGCCAUCCUCAUCCUCAUAAUGGCAAACUGAAAAGAUUUCGUCCUGUUUCAUGCUGGGGGAAAGAGCCUACAGUUAGCUAUGAUCUGUGGGGAUGCACAGUGGAAUAUCAUUACUGUUUGUUCUCCAUGAAGUUGUAAGAGCCUUCCAAUAGAGGCCUUAUAACUUGGGGCAUGGUGCCUUACUGGUAGGGUUACUACCUUUGUUUUGGCAAAAUACAGGACAGGAUGGGGACAAGAUUGAUGGGUGAAGUCCCCCCACACCUGGUGCUGAAAUGACUUCAGCACAAUCCAUUACAUUGCAGCCUAACAGGACAACCCCUCUGGGAUUUGUCACAUGCACAUGGAUGUGUAAAUAUGUCUGUGCUUUGCUACCCAGAGCUUAAAUUCCUGACCUUUAACACACAUACACUACUGUAUGCAGGCUGGGGCAAAAAAAUAAGUAAAUGAGGUGGGUAUAUUCUGAUGAGGCAUAUGUUAAAUUUCUGAGAGAGAGAGAAAAUAUUAGGGGGUGCGGAGCAAGCCUUCUGGGGAGCUACUUCUCCUCCACCCUCCUCUCUCAAAUAUCAUGCAGUUAAUUAUGUUCAGAACUGGGGCUUCUAGGCUACACUGACCAAAACUACUUGUUUCCAGAGACUCAGACCCUCUUGCUCCCUGAGAAACAAGGCCUAGCACUCCCAGGCUGCAGCUCUGUGGAAGACCGCCUCAACCCACCCUGAAGCUGAAGGGAAUUGGAAGCAGCAACAUGAAAGCCUUGCCCCAUUGUUUGCUCAUCCUUGGGGGCGGGAUGAGAGAGGGAGCGAUGAGAAAAAAGGAAAGGAAAGAAGCAAGAGGCAUUUUCUCCAGCCAAGCCAGCAAUGCCUUCCCUGUAGGAAUGGAGGCAGUCAUUUGGAGAGGGUGAUUUGGCCAAGAAAGAGCAAGAACAAGAGAGCAGGACAGACAUGCAGGAAAUACAGGACAAACGAUGUCCUGUAUUGAAUCAACACAGGAUGUAAAAUUGUGCAUUAAAACAUGGGGCAAUCCUGUAUUAUACAGGAUGAGUUGCAACCCUCCUUGUUGUUGUUGUUGUUUAGUCGUUUAGUCGUGUCCAACUCUUCGUGACCCCAUGGACCAGAGCACGCCAGGCACUCCUGUCUUCCACUGCCUCCCGCAGUUUGGUCAGGCUCAUGUUUGUAGCUUUGAAAACACUGUCCAACCAUCUCGUCCUCUGUCGUCUCCUUCUCCUUGUGCCCUCCAUCUUUCCCAACAUCAGGGUCUUUUCCAGGGAGUCUUCUCUUCUCAAGAGGUGGCCAAAGUAUUGGAGCCUCAGCUUCACUAUCUGUCCUUCCAGUGAGCACUCAGGGCUGAUUUCCUUCAGAAUGGAUACGUUUGAUCUUCUUGCAGUCCAUGGGACUCUCAAGAGUCUCCUCUAGACCAUAAUUCAAAAGCAUCAAUUCUUCGGCGAUCAGCCUUCUUUAUGGUCCAGCUCUCACUUCCAUACAUCACUACUGGGAAAACCAUGGCUUUAACUAUACGGACCUUUGUUGGUAAGGUGAUGUCUCUGCUUUUUAAGAUGCUGUCUAGGUUUGCCAUCGCCUUUCUCCCAAGGAGCAGGCGUCUUUUAAUUUCGUGACUGCUGUCACCAUCUGCAGUGAUCCUGGAGCCCAAGAAAGUAAAAUCUCUCACUGCCUCCAUUUCUUCCCCUUCUAUUUGCCAGGAGGUGAUGGGACCAGUGGCCAUGAUCGUCAUUUUUUUUUUUUAUGUUGAGCUUCAGACCAUAUUUUGUGCUCUCCUCUUUCACCCUCAUUAAAGGUUCUUUAAUUCCUCCUCACUUUCUGCCAUCAAGGUUGUGUCAUCUGCAUAUCUGAGGUUAUUGAUAUUUCUUCCGGCGAUCUUAAUUCCAGCUUGGGAUUCAUCCAGCCCAGCCUUUCGCAUGAUGAAUUCUGCAUAUAAGUUAAAUAAGCUGGGAGACAAUAUACAGCCUUGCCAUACUCCUUUCCCAAUUUUGAACCAAUCAGUUGUUCCAUAUCCAGUUCUAACUGUAGCUUCUUGUCCCUCCUUACUGGGCUGAUUUUCUAUAUUGGCAAUGCAGGCUGGGGGCUGUUUCCCUACAGCAGGGUUUUAUGGUGUAAGCAAUAAUUAUAAACAGCAAGCAAGUAGAUGACAUGGUUUCUUUCCAUACCAAUGCCACUCUGGCAGUGCUAGUGUGGGAAAUAACUGUGUCAUCAGUUCAUCCUGUGUGGUUUCUUUUGACAGAUGUUACUGGUAUAGGAUGGGAUCCAGAUAUGAGGAAACAGCAUUUGAGCCACAAUGGUAUGAGUGGUCAUCGUAACAUGAAUUAGCCCCAAGGGUGCUGACAAUAAGCAGCAUACAUCUGUGAGGCUAUGUUGUUGAGUUUAAAAAUGUACUAUAGAAAAACAAAACUUUUUUUGGGGGGGGGAAUUGCACACAACUACGAAACAGCAGAGAUAGCCCAAUCCUUUCUGUUAUUGCAUCUGAGUCAAGAAACAACAGCAGAGGAGCUUCAAGGUCCUGCCCUGCCUCUUCCUGUACCACCCCCCUUGAGAUACCUGAAACUUCAGGUAAACGCCAUCCAGCUGAAUGUCAAAAUUAGAUGUAAGGUGCCUGGCUGUCAUUUUUAAUCAGUUUUAGGGGCACCUGUAGUACUAUGGCAGAUGGUUUAAAAUUGGACUAUAUUUUGAUAUACAGACAAGAAAGCCAAAAACAACAAACUUGAAAUUCAACCUUUUCCCUUAAAAUGCUUUACAGGAUUUACUUUAAGCAACUAAAGGUUCCUUUCACAUGAUAUUGCCAGCCUGGCAAGUUUUGGGCUUAAAAAAAAUAAUCAACAACAGAAUAUUAUCCCUCCCUUCCCAAUACUAUCAUAAGUUUCACAGCCUCAGGCUAACCGUGACAAUGGGGAAAAAACAAUUCAGUCCAUUUGUAUCUUGACUAAGAACUGGCAAAUAAUUCUUCCCUUAAUUUUUGUGCAGAAUCCUAACACAACUGUUUGUUACUAAUAAAUACAAGUCAAAUCAAACUAUGCAGACAGUUGUGCACAGAACUGACUCUGUGUUCCUCUGUGAAUCUCUGUUUUAUAAAUACUUAUUGGUUUUCUACAUAAAUUAUAUCUGGGUAAUGCUUUAUCAGGACGUGGGUGGCGCUGUGGGUUAAACCACAGAGCCUAGGACUUGCCGAUCAGAAGGUCGGCGGUUCGAAUUCCGGCGACGGGGUGAGCUCCCAUUGCUCAGUCCCUGCUCCUGCCAACCUAGCAGUUCGAAAGCAUGUCAAAGUGCAAGUAGAUAAAUAGGUACCGCUCUGGCGGGAAGGUAAACGGCAUUUCCGUGUGCUGCUCUGGUUUGCCAGAAGCGGCUUAGUCAUGCUGGCUACAUGACCCGGAAGCUGUACGCCGGCUCCCUCGGCCAAUAAAGCGAGAUGAGUGCCGCAACCCCAGAGUCGGUCACGACUGGACCUAAUGGUCCGGGGUCCCUUUACCUUUACCUUUACCAUCGCAUUUACACACUUCAGCACAACUCCACCAAAAACUGUUUUGAUUAUAAUUAUGUGAAAGAUAUGAGUAUGAACACAAUGCCACCAAUUUACAAAUCUUUGCUUCUUCUUUUUUGACUUCUAGAUUCACAGCUGCCACCUUGAAUAGAUGAACUAAACCAUGAAGGUAGCCGUUUUCUUCCUUCUACUCCUGCCACUUUGCUUGGCUAAGCCAUUCCACCAAAAAGGCUUGUUUGAUUUUAUGCUUGAAGAUGAAGCAGGUUCUGGAACUACAGAUACUCCAGAUACUUAUCCUCCACUGCAAGGCCCAGUAUGUCCAUUCCGCUGCCAGUGCCACCUUCGAGUUGUGCAGUGCUCCGAUUUAGGUGAGCAAAAUGAAAUGUUGCUUCAUAAAAUGUCUGUUUAUGCUGGCUCACAAUGACAACUUAAGCUAUUUUUGGGUAUCAACACCAACAUAGUUACUGAGUUCUCCUGUCACACUAUAAUUUUGCCAUUGUUGUGAUAGUAUCUGUAUGAUAGUCUUGUCGAAAACAACAAGGAAAAUAAGGAGAGAGAGUUCAGCUGAGAAAAGGUCAGCUGAAAAACAGGGUCUUUGUGGUGGUAGACCAUGAAAGAAAUAGUGGUAGUCAUUUGCUUUCCGUCCAUUUUACACUGCCUUUCAUUCAAGACCACAGGCAUUUCUCUUUAAGGAAAUGCCUGUUUGUCAAUGUUCUAUCAUAAUAAGCCCGGAAACUGUACGCCGGCUCCCUCGACCAGUAAAGCAAGAUGAGAGCCACAACCCCAGAGUCGUCCGCGACUGGACCUAAUGGUCAGGGGUCCCUUUACCUUUUUUUAAAUAUGGUUGGGUGACACAGACCUAUAUUACAAAUCCAGGUAAAUAUAAAUUCUGAGUACCAAACUCUGCUACUCAUAAUUUCUUGAGGAAAUUAUGAUUCGCUCUACAGUAUUUCCUAAUCAAUAGGUUACAGGGGCCACAUAAAACUGGUUGUUACAAGUUUUAACUUGGAAAUAUGAGCAUGUGGACUCUAACAUUUUCUAACAUUGGCUUUAAUUUGGGACUAACAGUAAUGCUUUUAAUUAUUCUAGUUUGAUUAAAAUAUAACUAUUUUAGUCUUCAUUGACAAAUACAAAUAUACAUGUUUGUGUACUGGAUGCUUUCCAGACAUGAAGAGGAAGCAAAGCAAUGGGCAAAGGUCAAACAUCUAGGCAAGGAAGUAGAUCCCAAGUAAAGGAAACAAAACCCCAUAAAACUUAGAAAUUGUGGGAAAAGUUAAGGAUCAAAAGAGCAAAAGUUUUUUUGUUUCUUUUUUUAAGUUUCUAUGAUGACUGUUUUUCCUGUUGAGUUGACAAUUUUAUUUCUCUGUCUGGGGUUUUUGGUGAAUUCUUUCUAGGAAGUUAAUUAUCCUAUCACUUCCUUAUAUGAAAAUGCAUGCCUCUACAAUUAUAUAGUCAACCUGUAUCUUCUAAAUAAGCAACAUUGUGCCUGAACUAGAGCUUUGGGUAUGCUUUGAAUUUUCAGUUGGGCCUGUUAAAAAUUCAGCGCAGUUUUAAGUAUUGUAAGUGGAGAUGUCAAUGACAUUGUCAUAAAUAAUGGAGGGGAUGUGUACUGCAGCAAUGAACAGCUACCAUUUAUUUAUAGGAGAGAAACACAAUUCUGAGACAAUUACUGGAACAGGACAGAUUUCUGUUCUGAUCAGUUGUCUUCUAAAUUGAAACCAGAACUCAAAAGGAGUCAAUGAACACCAAACUUAUUCCAUCUGCAUAGUCCUUCACAUUCUUCUGAAGAGAUCUGCUGACGGCCUUGAUGCUAUGAAGCUACUGGAUGUUGUUGGGUUUUUUGGAAGAGAUAUAUUUAUGAUGCUUUUUGUAAUAUUUGGCUGGUUGGGAGAGGCAAACAGCAAAGCUCCUGCCUACAUAUGAUUCCCAGAGUUACACAGAACCCAAGAUAUCUUUAGCCUUCAAUAAAGGGGCAAACAAGAUAUUACUUUAAUAGUGUGAUUGCCAACUAUGCUUGGUUGUUGUUGUUGUUAUUUAAAUAUUAAGCUAUGUGAUUUUCAUUAGGAUUGCAGCUGAGGACGGAAGUUUAAAACUGGCCUCCCCUAAUUUCCGUGACCCUUAUGAAAAAUCACCCCACUUUCACUACUAUCAAUUUUAAAAAUAUGGUUGCUAAUUAUGCUAUUAAAGUAAUGUCUGGUUAGGCUCCAAUUCUGUGCUCCAGUUAGAAACUGCUUCUAUUAUGACACACAUAUAACCAUUCAACAACCACUUCCCCUCAGCUGGAGGAGAGGUCACCUUCUCAAAGCUGAGAUCUCCCAAAUAUUAGCCCCCAUUUAGAAAAACAUUCCCCAUCAAUCCUGUGCCAUUAGAAAUCUGUUUAGCAAAAGAGAUGACUAGCUAAUCACAACUUGAAUCAUACAGUUCUCAAAAAAAUUGACAAAUAUUGUCAUUUCUAGCUUUCAGUAGGCCAGUAAAAUCAAAAUUUAAUUUCCUUGACUUACAGGUAAAGAAUAUCUAUUACUACGGACAGAUUGUGUAUGUCCAAAACAAGUUUAAUGAAACAAACAUUUUGGACAUUGUUCGUAAAUCUCAAAACCAACCCAUUAAUGAUGGAAAUAGUUCAGAUUGAGCUAUGUCCACUGAUAAAUGGUGCCAUUUUGAGGGUUUUAAUCACAGUCCAUUUCAUGAAUAUACUUCAUAUAUGUAUGGCGUAUCUCACUCACAUCCCAAAUUGUUGCUAGAUUCUAAAUUACGGUACUAACGUGUCCGAAUAGGGACUUCAUUUUCUAUAGCUUUUCACACCAGACAAACUAUUGCUUUGCUCUAGCUGUUGGAGCCUCAGAAUGCUGGCUGAAUUAAUUCUGUUAUGCUGUAAGAAUUCAAGUUGACUGUUAUCCAGACUUCAUCCUCCCUAGUGUGCAAGGGUGGAACAAGAUAACAUUACUAUAUCCCAUCAACAAGCUUUUUACAACAUAUUAUUUAUGCUAAAAUUCCCUCUGGACUGAAUGAUCAAAUAUGAAAAUAUUCCUGGAUGGUUUGCUUAGCUGAGUUGAGAGUCUGUUUAAAUAUCUAGUUAAAUGCCCAGCAAUUUGGGUGGAUAAUUUCUUUUCCUGAUUGAUUCUCUUCUCUCCACCCAUGCAUUACUGAAUGUUAUUGCAAACAACAUUCCAGCCUCUUAAGACUCAGGGGGCAGAUGUUGCUGGAUUCCAACUCCUAUGCUCCCUGACCACUGGGAAGGCUGACUUGAGCUGAUGGGAACUGGAGUCCAGCAACAUCUGAAGGACCACAGUUUCCCAUCCCUGAAUUCAAUAAUAAAAAUAUGUGCAUUAAGUACAUCCUUUGUUAGCAUAUAUGGAGUCAAAAUCCCUGCACUGGGAGAUUGUGGUUUAAUCAAAACAUCUUAUCACACUUAUCAUAUAUAGUGGUACAGUUGCUGUUUGCUCCAAUAGUUUUAAGAGCAAAUUUGUAACUGAUUGUCUGCAUGUUUGGUCACAUGUCACUAUUAUUGGAUAGUGCAAGUUUUUGUAGUUUUUUUGUAUUAGUAUUUAAAGUGGACUCAGUACCAUCAUCUCUCUGUCAUUUAUAUCCUUCGGUCUGAGUCUGCAAACUGACAGCUCACAUUGGUCAGAGGUGCAGAACAGAUGUUUCCCAAACCACGCCCACCAACCACUACCCCUCCACACAAAAAGCAGGAUGAUGCUGCACAAAUGAAAAUACUGAGGAUCUUUCACAAAAGUCUGUUUUUUAGCAGCAGAAGAGUUUCAGUGUUGUUUUGAUUUGGCCAGCACUUGAAAAACUGAUGAAGAGUCAAAUAAAUUUGAAAAUAUACUUUGUGCAUGUGUUGUGCAUGUAAAGGAACUUCUCUGAAUACUUUCUUUUAAAACUCUCCAGCACAUUUAGCAAUCAAGCCUACAUUGCUGAAGAGUUGACCUGAGGCAUACAUUCUACCCAUUUGCUGUUAUAGACAUCACAUAGGAAGAGUCAUUUGAGCUUUUUGCUUUGUUAGGGUUUUGCAAUCAAUAUGCCAAUGGCUUGUUUAAAAGUUUUUUCCAAGAACACUAUAUGGGGGGAACGAACAGGGGAAGCACACCUUCCCAUCUCUACCAGUCUGCCAUUCCUUCCCAAACAAAAAAUAAAAUAAAAUAAUAAAAUAAAAUAAAAUGAAUGAAUUGUAUCACAUAGCAAUUAGGGUUGUUGAGGAACAAACCGCAGGCAUACUAGGCUUUUGAAAGAAUGUCCAAACACUCAAACAGAAAUUUAAUACAUGGCAUCACUUCAGUGUAGUGAACCACAUGAAUCCCAUGUGGUGUUCGUCAUGAACCACUAACACAUUUUGCAACAUGCACAUGUGGUGGAAAGUUGUUGGCAAUCAAGACUUCAUGCCUCAUGUGAAAUAGAGGGCACAGGAAUUGUACCAUUUUUUGCACAGAAGCAACUUGAUGGAAAGAAAUGGAGGUAACUGUCAUAUGGGGUCUCCUGGAAAGACUCCAGCCAUUUACACACAGGGAGGAACUAAUGUUGCAGCCAAGGUUCAGGGACAUGCCUCCAUCCUCCCAACUUAGAAAGUAGCACCAGCCUGUAGGAAAUUUGUGCUACCUGGAUGCUUGGCUCAGUCUAAAACAGAGAUAUGAGAUAUAAGGGGUUAUUCCUGUGCAUGCAGUUUCAUGUCAGGGGAGAGGACAAGUACUCUGAGUAAUGGAAAUUUACAAAUGCUACCAUAAUUGUAUAUACUGCUACACAAUAUUUCUGAUAACUUCAGCUGUGGAAAUGGUGUUAUGAAAUACUAGGAUCAAAAGGUCUUAUUAUUUGGAACACAUUUUAAGGGUUAGUCAUUCCAGAAUAUAUUCGGCAAAAGAUAUAAAUGACAAAGGCAAUUUAUAGGCCCGGUGGCCCAGGCUGAGUCAUGUACGAGCAAUGAAUGGAGAAAUCUUCAAGAAAAUCAAUCACUGCCAUAUGGCUUCCUGUUGCUAGAUCAGUUUCGCAUGUUUUAAUUUGCUAGGAGUCCAGAUGGAUGAAAUAAUUCAAGCUUAUUCAAGUUGUGCUUGCAACAAGUUCUGUAAGAAAAUGCAAAUUUUAUACAAACUUGUAGUGGCAAUAAGUCUUCUCUUAAACCUAAGCACAAUAAGUAAAUCCAAAAGUAUGGGUUUAUAUAAAUACAUUGGGCAAUUCUAUCAGCUCCUGCAACAAGGAAUCUAUAACAGCAAGCUAUUAUGAGUCAACCUUUGCAAGCUUCAGAAUUCAUGCAAAUUGGACUUUGAAGUUCUAUUUAACUUAUAAACCAACAGUAAGCCAGUAAGAUUUCUUGGUUAAAAUAAAUAAAUUAUUUUAUUCAUAAACUUAUGGAUAGAAAUAGGGCUGACAUAUGGCAUUCAGAGAUAAGAAGGCUGCAGUAGUCAAGGCAUGAGAAAACCUGAGCACAAACCAUACUUUUCACUAGUGAGCAGAGAGAAAUGACCAUAGGUUUGCAAUAAUGUAAGGGGGGUAGGGUAACUUGGCAAUAGACUGAAUAUGGGAAGUUAAAAAGAGAGAGAUGAAUCAAGAUAAGGCUAAGGUUCUACCUCUGGUUUUAUUCAUAAAUCAAUCUAGUCUUAUCUUCAAAUGUUUCAGCUUGUACUUCUAUGAUAUUUUCUAGUGUUAACUUUGUUUGAAAUAAAUUGUGGAUUUUAUAUAAAUUGCCCAGACUCCUCACUACCCUGUCUUCUCUGCUUACUCUCCCAUAUGUACCUACUUGAACCUUAAGAUCCAUUCAGAGGCACCUUUGAGUUUUGGUGCCAAGUGAAUACCUUUCUUUUCAUCCAGGCCUUUGAAAUAUUAUUCUGGGCCUCUGUGUUUUAAAAACUGUGUAGCCAUUUAAAUUAAUUGACCCAAGUUAGUCAUGACUUAAUUUCAGGGCUAGUGUCAAAAAUGGGCACAUAUCGCAGUACUGAGCAAUUCUUUCUUUCUGUGAAAACUUUCUAUACUAACAGGACAGACAGAAUGCAUAUGCAUACUUACAAGAUAUUUUGGUUAGAAAAGCAAAUGUGGGCGACAGUGUUAUUUAAUUUAGAUAGGGCUGUGUAAUAUGAAAUAAUUUUAAUUUUCUUCCUUCACCUAAGCCACAUAUAUGAAAUGGUAUCACAAGUGUUUUUAAUUUGAAAUGGUAUCACAAGUGUUUUUAAUUUAAACUGAUGUUCUUCAGGCAUUCACAGAACAGAAAUGAAUCUGUUCGUAAAAACAACGCUCUGUAUACAGUUUCUGUUUCAAAAAAAGAAAUGGCAGUGGAGUCAUUUAAAAUUGUCUUAGUUUUUAUAAAUCUAAUAGCCUGAACAUUUUAGAUGAGGAUAAAUAUGAGAGCACUGAUAUGUGGAAAAGCCUGAAUGUAAAAAUAAUGCUAAAUAUCUUUAAUUAUAUUCUGAUGUUUUACUCAUUACAAUCAGUGAUCAGCUCUUUACUUUAGUGGAAGGAUACAAAUCAAAUGAGGCAUGUUUUUGGUCUGACUACGUUGAUUACAUACAAUUUAUUCUUUUUAGAUGUAUGACAAGGAACUGAAUCUAAACAUGGCCUUUUUUAAAGCACUUCAUAUUUGCUGAAGUCAGCAGAACAUGGUAUUUGGAAAGUUUCCAAGACCGGGUCCCUGACUGUCAUCCAGAAUUAGAGUUUAGGAUUUAACUGACCAUAAUUAGAACAUGGAGGACUUGGGAUUUGAAGCAGUGAACUUAAAGCUUGACUUGACAUUGUAUGAAGAAACUGCUUGUUUAAAUUGGUGGGGAAAGGGAAGCUAUUUUACUUCAAUGGGGGUGGGGGUGGGGAUGUCAGUAGGACUGGUUUCAUUCAAAAUUCAAUAGAAUAAGUAAGAGGUAGCUCUGACUAUGAACCAUGCUUGCUAGGGCUGACAGAAGUUAUAGCCCAACAACUUCUGGAGGGCACCCUGGAAUAAACAAUAGGAAUAACUCCUUCUAUGGUACUGAUGAAUGAUGCCUUGGCUAAGGACCAAAGUGAGAAAAGAACUACAGAUGGAUUGUUAUAGGACCAGACUACUGUGAACAGUUGAAGAUAGAAGUUAGCAAAUUAGAUGUUUAUGAUAUUUUUACAUUUCAUUGUGUGACUUCCCCAGAAUAAGAGAAUAGUUACAUGCAUUGAACUUGAGAGAGAUCUGUCUGUCUUUCAUCUAAACAAAUGUUUCCCAUUCUUGGGUCUCCAGCUGUUUUUGAACUGCAAUUCCCAUCAUCCAUGACCACUGGUCCUACUAGCUAGGGAUGAUGAGAGCUGUAGUCCAAAAACAGCUGUAGACCGAAGUUUGGGAAACACUAUCUUAACCCUCAUUGAGGGAACUGGCUAUUAUCAAAGACAGAAUGCUGAGGUAGAUGAACCACUUGUCCAUUUCAGAGUAGAAGUUGUUAUCAAUCUUUUCAAUUUUUAGGUAGCGAAAGCUUGAAAUCAGUUGCUCUGCUUCAAUAAUGAAGAUAUAAGUAACUAUUGAUCCUCUUUAACACAUCUUUAUGGUUUUGUAUGUUGUGACGGUGACCAGCUUGGAUGGCUUUAAAAGAAUAGAUAAAUUCAAAGAGGAUCCCUCGGCCGGAAAGCGAGAUGAGCAUCACAUCCCAUAGUUGCCUUUGACUGGACUUAACCAUUCAGGGUUAACCAUUUAACCUUAUAAGUGGCUACUAGUCAUAAUGGCUAUAUUCUCCAUCCACUGUUGACCAUAUGCCUCUGAAUACGAGUUACAAGUUGCAUUCAGAUCCCACUUGUGGGCUUACUAUAAGCAUCUAGUUGGCCACUAUAAGAACAGGAUGUUGGUCUACCUGGACCUUUGGUCUGAUCCAGCAGGACUUUUAUCUUGUUCUUAUUAAUUGCUAUUUUUAAAAUCCCAUUACAGGUCUGGAUCAAGUUCCAAAGGAUCUCCCCCCAGAUACGACUCUACUGGACCUACAGAACAAUAAAAUCACUGAAAUAAAAGAUGGAGAUUUCAAGAACUUGAAGGAUCUUCAUGUAAGUUGCAGUGAAAUACACAUUACAUGUUAGUCACAUGUUUGAUCAGUUCCAGUAGGUUCAGAGACUGACCUGGAAUAAUAUCUACCUUGCUGUUGGUACUAUAUAAAUAUUUUGCAUAUAAACAUAUAAAGGUUAUGUACUAAGCCACUAUUGCUACUGUAAUUGUGGGUUAUAGUCAAUUUAGUAUUACUCAGAGUAGAUCUACUGACAUUAAUGAGCAGGAAUAAGCUAGGUGCAUUCAUUACAAUGGCUUCAGGUCUGGUCAUGGCCCUGAAACUGCCUUGGCUACCCUGGUUCAUGACAUUUAUCAGAAGAGAGAUGGGUGGAUGUGACCCUGCUCUUUCUCCUCUCAGUGCUUUUUCCUAUUGGUGGCCAGAGUAUCCUUCUGGAGCAUAUCAGAGGGACAGGGGAAUUGUGCUUCACAACAACAAGAAUACUGCUACUAAUAAUGGUUUACAUUUCUACUCACUGACCCCUAAUGCAUAAAUCAUUUCCUGUCCCCCAUCUCCCCUGUAAAGCCUUAACAAGAAAUUUAGAUGUUCUAAACUUAAAGGAUAUAUCUCUCGCAACAUCAGACAGCAAAAAACAGGUAUUUGCAAGAGACAACCUUCCCUUCUGCGAUCUUAGCAAUGGGUGGAUGCAAUUGUUUCUGAAAUUGAUUUAGUAGUAGGAUGUGGAGUGAUAGCCUGCCCUGGAUGGGAUUAUACUGCCCUGGAAGGAUUGGGUUGGCACGUCCUAGUUUCUACACGGUCACUGGAGUGCUCAGGUAGCCUCAGUGGCUAGGAGUGCCCAAAUGAAAAACAACACCAAUAUAUCUGAAUACACAGCAGAAGUUUGGUUAUUUUCCUGGUUCCUCAACUACCAUUGAAAACAUCUGAUGGUACCUAUUAGAACUGCUGCAGGAAACACCAGUGUGAAAUAACUGUAUGUGCAAUGCAUGCACCUGAGAAAUAAGGUUGUUCUAUGUUUCCCAGACACAUGUACAUGCAUAUUUUACUUCCAGACUUGAUGAGUUUCUUACAACAAAAUCAACAUGCAGUACUGCCCAUAGCAGGACUGUUUUAAUAUUUCAGUUGUCCCCAUAGUUUGGACAAAGUUGUCAUCCACAGGACAGAUGGUAAGAGGGUGGACAAAUUAUAACCAUCAGCUGUGCAAUAAUUGAAGAUCGAGCUGAAUAUAUCAAUUUAGAGAUAUUCUGAAACACAUAAAAAUUUAUACCAAAUGGGGAUUUGUAUGAAAGGAUUAAAAAUGAGUGAACCCCUAAGGAGUUCUGUGGAAUCAUUUUGGAUAGUAUGUGGAUUGCUGUCUGUGGAUAUAGAAGGAUGAAGAGAGAACCUGGUUUACAUGGCUGCACAAAGGACGCAAGGUGCUAGUGAUUGGCACCUGUCGAUUUCUGCAGAGGCUGCUGCCUACACAGAAUAGAUGAAGUCUCUACUGAUACUGCCUGAUGGAUCUGGGUUGAGGGGAGCCUAUAGGAACCCUUAUGUCUACAAGCCUUUGUAGAGUUGCUACACUCAAACACUGUGUUAGUACUGGACACUGAUGCCCAGGAGCAGCAGUGGCCUCUGUGGAGGCUGCAUUCUUCCUAGGAAGAGGUACGUGAAGAGCAGAAACAAAAUAGGGGACACCUGCAGCAGGCCACAGCAUGCACAAAGGCCUUUACGCUUUGAGGUGGGCUGAUUGUGGCUCAUAGUGCUUGGGACAGACCUUUGUCUGAAGGUCUGCUUGGAAGGCAGAGGGACCAAGGCAUUAUGGUGAGACUAGCAAGGAAUCCUGUGGCUUUACUUCUCCAUCCUCAGCAUAGGAAAACCCAGCAAACAUGAUUAAAAAUGUACUAUCCAUUAUAUUAAAACUGGUUACUAUAUUUGAGGCUGCUUUUGAGCUAGACUCAGAGCAGAAUAACCCCUCAAUUCGGUAUGUUUUGACUGUUUAGACUGAGUGUUUCUUAUUGUUUAGACUGAUGACUUCCCUUCCUCAUUGCCCUGGCUUCCAGGGUUACAACCAACUAUGCACUCAUAUUGGGAGUAGGGACAGUUGUACUGAGCAGGAUUAAUUUCCAAGUAAUCAUAUGUUGGAUUGAGCCACAGGAGUCAGCAUGCACAGUACAGUCAGGGAGAAGCAUAUGGAGUGAGAUAAGGGCAGGCACUUGACUGGUUGCUUUAGCUGUGACUUAGCAGCUAACUGAGAAAUGAAGCAUAGGCAAUAUUUUUUGAAAUUUUGUGGUGGCCUUAGGUAACAGUAACAUCUUUAGGGAAUCAUAUAGUUCUGUUUCCUUCCAGGGACUCAAUAUUGUGACUAAAAGGUCACUGCCUCCAGCAACACAGCUUGAUGGAAAGGGGGGGGGCCUCCAAAAACAUUAUAAAUGAAUUAAUUAUGCAAAAGGAAGUAAUGGAUCUAAAAAAAUUAACAUUUGGACAGAUUUGGCACAAAUUCCAUGCAAGGCUGAACUCAAGAUGACUCAAACAAUUAUAAUUGCAAAAUACAAAAUCCCAGAGAGAUUCCACCAAGACUAGUAAUAUAAACUAUUGGGAGAACAUUUGUGUGAAGAGAAUUCCUUCUUGCAGAACUGUAACUGUCACUGCUUUCUUUUCUUUUUGAGCUCACCCAGACUGCUGGAGAAUUUUACCUUGCCCCAGGAUUAUUAGAUGUUUGUGCGGUUGCCUAGCAGUAACAAAUGAGCUACAUCCCUGUUUUCCCAUUCCAGUUUAAUUUUUAGUACUCUAGUUGCCAUGAGCAUGUCUAGCAGCCUUGGUCCAGGCAAAUCCCUCCUCUCAAGUUUUCCCACCUGGCUUCUUUGCUAUAUGUUCUCCUUAGGAUAGGAGGAGUUUGUGUUUGAUAGCCAGCUAAAUCUGGCACUAUUCACUUGGUAUGCUAGCAGCCAAAGUGCUACAUGUGUUACUGCCAUAAGUUCAUCUCUCACCAGAAUCCACUGUCAAAUAAGUGAAGUAAACACAAGAGUGGCUCUGGGUGUUUUUCUACUCAUUCACUUUGGGUUAAUAGUCUGAGGGUGGGGUUUAUUUGCUGCUUGCUUUAAAGACUUCUGAAAAUGCAAUUUCUUGUAUUUAUUGGUUGGUGCUUAUUAUGCUUGACGUGUUUAUUCUGUGAACUUCCUUUUGAGUGGUUUUACUAACCACUAGAAGAUGGUUAGUAAUUUGUUUAAGAAAUAAUAACAAUCAAGGUAUGGAAUUCCCAUAAAAAGGUAAAGGGACCUCUGACCGUUAAGUCCAGUCGUGGACGACUCUGGGGUUGCGGCGCUCAUCUCGCUAUACUGGCUGAGGGAGCCGGCGUUUGUCCACAGACAGCUUCCGGGUCAUGUGGCCAGCAUGACUAAGCCGCUUCUGGCGAACCGGAGCAGCGCACCAAAACACCGUUUACCUUCCUGCCAGAGCGGUCACCUUAAUUUAAAGCAGUGGGAAGGAAAGGAAAAGUUGUAUUUAUCAUCAAUUCAUCCACCUAAUGACUAGGUUCAGCAGUGAUGAGAGGGUGUGAGUUGGAGGGGAUAUUAUUGGGUUGUUGUUUUUAUUUUGGGGAGUUUUUAUUUUGUGUUGGCAGGGUUAUUGGGUUGUUGGCAGGGUUAUUGGGUUGUGAACGGCCCUGAGACCUGCAGGUAUACAAAUUCAAUAAAUAAUAGUAAUAAUAAAGGAAAAGUGUUUGGGACCAUUUGGAUAGGUGAGCGACCAUUCAACUAAGUAUGUGGCACAGGAUUAGCUUGCUGACUGGAAGAGCAAUCCACACCCCAUUUAAAUCAGGCUUUGGGGUCUAGGGUGCUUAGACUGGGUAGAGGUGUCCCUCUGCCUGGCCCUCACUACCUUUGCAUACUGAAUGAUGCCAGGAAUAGUCCACUGGUGUGUAGCUCCACUUUCCACCCACUGAACAUAUAGGUGACAGCAGUGGGAUCCCCACCAGUGGCAGACAACAGAAAGCCCUGAAAUGAGUCAUUUCAGGGUGGAGGGCUGAUUUGGCAAAGGAUGCUGGAUUCCAAGCUGGCACCAUUGCUGGCUCUGAUCUAGGCCCGAUCACUGCAUCAGCUCCAGGCUGACCCAACAACGUGCCUGAUGCCACCUUCACCUUGUACUGGUGGCCCUGCAGCUCUCUCAGUCCCUAAUCUAGUUGCUGACCCCUGCCAACAAAAAGUGCUCUGAAGCUCCUACUUCAUGCAGGGGAAGGGUGUGUGUGUGUGUUAUUUUUAAGCAGCUUCUGUUUGUGGUGGUGUAUAAACAUAUAUAGAACAUCAUCAACAAUGUUCAGAGAUUCGUAUUAAAAUGGACUGGUCAUUUAUAUCUCAGUGGUAGUCCUUGUAGCUCUGAGUUGAAGAGAGAAAAAUAUGUCCACAGCUAAAUGAACAGUAAAUGUUUUUGGGAGAGGCUUUCUGCUAGCACUGCUGAACUUUGAGUGACCUCUUCCUCUCAGAGAUCUGGCCACUCCUGGCUAGUAUACAAAAUUAAAACCAUGCACAUCUAUCAUAUACACAGUGGAGCCAUCUGCAAAACAUACCUCCUGUUUUACUGACAAUGAACAGGAAAUCAAAUACACUAGAGAGAAAAUAUACAACACAUGAACUGUUCAAAAUAAUAGUUUCUCCUCUUUUUGCUUUUUCUUCAUGUUUUCCCUCCCUGCAGCUGUUUAUAUAUUUUCUGAUCUUUGCAAAUGUUCAGCUUUUCCUCCUGCACGUUUUAAAGAUAGCUGGCAUAAGUUUAAUUAUGAAAGGAUUUAGAAUGGCUAGAAAUCAAAACAGAGAGUUGAACCAUCUGUUUUUCCAUUCUUACAAGUAAGAUAAUGCAUUCAGUGAGCAAAUAUGCUCUACAGCUGUGUUCCACUGAUCAAAAUAACAAGGGAACAUUAUUCCUGAAUAAUUAUUGCUUUCCAAACAUCUCAAAGCACUUUCCAAAUGUAAAUAUAUUUAAUCUCAUAUUUUUGUGAGAGUCUGAAGAGGAAACAGGUACACAAGGAGUAAGGUUCACAUAACAUAGUAGGGCCACAUGACUGCUACUGUAGUCCAGUGAUUUAGGCUCUGGUGACUAUGUGGCAGUGAGCAAAUCAAUCUCUGCCUCAGUUUACUUGCUGCAUAUGAAGUGAAUGCAAUUUAUAUACUACAUUAUAUUGUGGUUGUAGUGGUGCGUCAAGAAGGAAGGGGACAGAGAACAGAUGAAAGAUUAACCCUGUCACCUCCCUGUAGUUAUUUAAUAGGUUGGUCACCUAGCUAUGAAGUGUGGGGGGGAGAGCACUCCAUUUAAAAAAAUCUCUUUGAAGCUCACUUUCCGAUCGCCUACUAGUUCUACCCAUUCAUUUCAGAAGAUCGACUUCCCCUCCACCUCACAGAUGUCUGGCUAGUGCCACCAGCCUCCCUUUCAGAGACUGAGGGAGAAUAGAACAGUGAAAUCAAAGUUCCUGUCCAGGAGCUUACUCAGGAAGAUGCCUACCUUUUGUAACUAGAAAGAAGCAGGUGUGGGAUCUGGAAUGGACUUCCUUGGAGGAGAGGGGAUCAUGAGUAAAAAUAUUUUCCUGGACUAACAGUGGUGUGCAGUUUUGAUGAUGGCAAAGGAUGGGGCAAAAACUGCUAAAAAUGAAAGUGUUGGGGUUAAGGACUGCAUGAAAGCCAUGCCAGUUGCCCUGGAUCCAUAGGGACAAACAAUGUAAUACAUUGAAUGUGUGAUCAUAUUUAAGGCCUGUUGGUACUGUAUUUUUUUAAUAGCAGCUAUGGGUGGGAUCCAGUCAGAAUCAGGUCUACAGCAUGCAUGAAGGGAAGUCAAUAACUUUUCUCUCUCAUCAAACAGCAUUGAUACUACAGCACAUGGAGAGUUAAACCCUCCAUAAUCAGACCCCUUCCACCUUUAAAAAGAGAAUAUUGUUGGCUUCAGGUACUGUCUCUCUCUAGGCCUCCGGUUGGCCACUGUGAGAACAGGAUGCUGGACUAGAUGGGGUUUUGGCCUGAUCCAGCGGGGUUCUUCUUAAUAAUGAUCUUACAUUUAAAGCAAUGUGCAGUUUGUUCCUAAGUAUUUGAGAAGACUGUAUAUAAGCUAUAGCUGUUCAGUGAUGGAGGAAGCAUGUUCUUCACAUUUUCAAAGGCAUUUUAGAUAUUAAGACACAAACCAGAUAUUUAAAACUUAUUCCAAGUCUGAGUUCAAGUAGACACAAAUUGUGAACAAGGAACACUUUUCUUGGUUCUACACACAAAUUUGUGUGAGAAUCUGAGGAGCUUGAACUUUGAGGUUUUUUGAGUGACUCAGACAUAGCAUUAAUUUGGAACUUGUGCAAGAUGAAUAGUUGUGACAACACAGAAUGUAUGUACUGAGCCUUAGAGAACCAAAGAGAACUUAGUUUCAUUAUGAAAAUACUGGUUAGUCCUGUAUGAGCUAUAUAAAUCAAAUUCUGAGCCAACUCUGACAAUCAUGGGGAUUCUGAUUAGGACGUGUACAUUUAUGUUUACGUGUGCGUGUGUGUGUGUGUUACAAGAUCUGCUCGUUUAUGUUCACAGAACCAUCACUCCUGGGAGUUUCAGUGGAAAUAAUUGUAUGUCACAGAGGUUACUGCAAUGGACCUGAUUACUCUGCAAAACAUUGCUUUGCUUAUUUGCGGAAAAUUAGUAAACACUAACAAAACCAGUUCCAAUGACUAUAAGGUUUAUUUAGACAAAAUGGCAGGUAAUGAGUAAAAUGGCUUUGUAGCUUGAAUAGCUGGCAAAGAAAUAUAGAAAGAUGGUCAGUUGUUAUGAGUCACAGUCUACCCAAACCCAUGUCCCCUGAACCAUAAGCUUAAAAUGUUCCUAUUACAGAGAUAGAGCUUAAAGAAUACCUUACAUGGAAUAUAGAUGGGAACCAGGCACACUAUAGAUGGAGGCCUAAAUGCACCAGGGGGAAAAGCUUGAAUGCCAAUGACUAGAAGUGGACUAGUGUGAGAAUUCAGAGAGAACAUGACUGAAGUAAUAGGGAAGACAGGAGAAUAAUGAAGGAACGAGAUGUAAAUAGCUGUUGCAAGCAAAGGAGAUAUAAAUGGUUUUCUAAUUUUCACUACUGCCUUUAUGUGCACAAUCACAACCAAGAUUCCUAACAGAUGCUUGCAUGUCGAUGUGUGUUAUGGAAGUUCCCAAUGGUCAAGCACACUUGGAUUAAUUAUUAUGUCUUCUGUGACAGACUUGAUAAUCUAAUCAACCCUUAGGCUUCCUUUAGGCAGAUUCCACCCCGGCUUAUGAGAAACCCUCCCCAAAACAGAAAAAUAAAAGAUGUUUCUUUUUGUAACGAUACUUCCUCCUGCAAAGGUCCUAACUAAUGUAAAACAGAAAAACAACAAGUACAGCUGAAAAAUAGGAAGUUGUGGAGAGGAAAUAAGGCUAGCUAUCUAGCUAAAGGUGAGGAGGUUUGGUUCCCACAAUGAUCUAUAGGGUUGGAGUGUCUUGAAAAAGAGUGAUAUGAAGCAACUUCCUGGAAGUUUAAAAAAAAAAAGGAUGAGGGCAGUGAUCUCCUGUGCAGAAAGCUGAACCAAGUAGGGACUGAGAGAUGCCCACAUAGGAAAAAAUCUUCUCAACUGGCAUUAGCUUUAACCCAAAGGGUGAUCUUUCUGAAGACAGGGCUGGACAGAAGGGGGACUAAUUGCUAAUUAAUUUAAGUACUGAGUCUUUACAGUCAAUAUAUGUUUCCUGCUGCAUGGUGACAAGGAUGUCAUAACUCUCAGACAAGUGACUGAGACAUCCCUUGUGGAGAAAUAUGAUGAUUUGCAGGAAAUGUAAAUGUAGGUUUAAUUCAAUUAAUGGAAGAAGGUUCUUGCUGGAGGCAACCUCAACUUCUGUCCAGAGUUAAACUAUAGAUAUGGUAGACAUUGAGAGGGAGGGGCUAUUAAGGCUUGCAUUUACAUGAUCCUUUAUGCAUUUUCUUAAGCACAGAUAACUUUUCUGUACAGCAGCUACUAUGGAGAGGAUACAGUACUUGGAGGGAACUACUGGGGCAUCCCCCAGUACUUAGUUUGUACCACUAUGACUUCAUCCGAUUCCUUGCAGUGACACUGCAUUCAUUUCUCAGAGCAAAGCCAAAGUAAACUCAUAUUUUAAGAGUAUGCACUAGGUUCCAGUUGAACAACUGGAGAGUUAAAGGCCCCCUUCCCCAUGUCACAGUCCUAAACAUGAAGGCCAAAUCACAUUACAGUGGAUGCUCAGGUUGCAAACGUGAUCCGUGCGGGAUGCAUGUUCGCAACCCACAGCGUUCACAACCCGCAGCAGCGCGUCUACGCACGCACGGGUUGUGAUUUGGCGCUUCUGCGCAUAGUGCGAUUUAGCACUUCUGCGCAUGCGCGACCUCUGAAACCCGGAAAUAACCCGAAGCGUCUGUAACCUGAGGUAUGACUGUACAAACUUGUAGGACAUAGAGAAUUAACAUUCUAAUGGAUGUUUGUAUCUUUAGUGGAUACUUGUAUCUUCCUUUAACAGUAUGCCCAUGUGUGGCAUUAACAAAGUUCUAUUUUAUUGUUUCUUGCUUUACAGGCAUUGAUCCUUGUUAACAACAAAAUCAGCAAAAUCAGCCCGGGAGCUUUUGCUCCACUCAAGAAACUGGAAAGACUUUACCUUUCCAAAAACAAUUUGAAGGAACUUCCAGAAAACAUGCCUAAAAGCUUGCAGGAGCUACGAGCACAUGAAAAUGAAAUAAACAAACUAAGAAAAGCCGUCUUCAAUGGACUAAGUAAUAUGAUUGUCGUAGGUAUGCAUCGCUGCUUACAGAUAGAGUCCAUGAUAAGAUUUUAUCAGAUGAAAGAUGGUAAAAUUCAAAGUCAGUAGAAUUUGACAGAAUCCAGACUACGAAAUUUCUUAAUUUUAUUAUUGAUGUAAACACUUCCAAGGGGGGGAUGUAACAGUGGGUGGUUGAAUGUGAAAAAGUGAAGUGUAAUUUGGCGUAUCAAGUGUUUUGGUUCAUACUGAGUUUGCUAAAGUACUUUUCAUGUGUUAGACCAUGUGUUAGAUAAUAACCUUCCCCCUUUUUUUACUGGUAACAGUUGGGCAUUAUAAAGGAGGGUGUAACUGAGAGAAAUCAAAAGGAAGAGUUGAAGUAAACAUUUGUCUCAUACUGUUCAGCUAGGCUGUUAAAAUCUCCAGCUUCCAAUUUUUUAUGGAAUGAAAUUUUCACAACAUGCUGCAACCCAGAAAAUAUAAUCCAGCAAAAGAAAACUCCUGUGAAUUUACCAGCUGAAUGUUAUCACUUCUUAUAAAGAACCUUUACAGAGGUAUCACACCACUAAAUGUGAUUUUUAUUUUAAAAGUAAGGCUGGAAUUAUUUCGCAAAGUACAGCGCAGCCAAUUUAACACAAUUAGAGAAGAAUUAAGGAGGGAGGGGUAUUAAUCUGUUGGUUAAGACUUGUCAAUGUUGUUUAUUUUUAGAACUGGGUACCAAUCCAUUAAAAAGCUCAGGUGUAGAAAAUGGAUGCUUUCAAGGGAUGAAGAGACUCUCUUACAUCCGUAUUUCAGAUACCAAUAUAACAACUGUCCCUAAAGGUAAGCACACUACUUGGGAAACUGAGGCUGUGUACAGCAUCACUGCCAAAAUAUUAUGAAGAACUUUAUUUUAUAUUUUUAUCUUAAAUUGUGUAAAUUGUAAAAAAUAUUUAAAAAUUGUCGAAUGCAAAUAAUGCAUCACAUGCAGAAUAUUACUUUACUUUUAGAAUACAGUAACAAAAGACACUCAAGUUUAAAUGGAAAGUAUAUAUCGUACUUUUCUGUGUAUAUGCUCAACAACUCCAAUCCUCCCCCAAAAAGCUCAACAACUUAGGGCCAUCCUCCCCCCAAAAAGCUCCACAACUCUGGGUCAUUUUCUUAAAUUGGAGUCCCCAAAAUUAGGGGGCGUCCUAUACAUGGGGCCGCAUUAUACACGGAAAAGUAUGCUACGUGGUAUCAAAUAUGCAUUUAUCAUUCACACUUAGGAGGGCGGACUUUCCCACAGAGAAGCAGAGAAUAGUAAUAUAAAGUAUGUAUAUACUUACGCUUUAUUCAAACUUGUGAGAUUAAUUCCAUCAUUCUGCAUGGUCAGCCUUUAUUAUAUCCCAUUUACAUUCUGCUUUUAAGAUUUAGGAAUGAUUUUAUGAAUAUGUGUACAAUCACAAGCAUGGGUGAACCACUGACCAACAGUACUGUUUCCCAAACUUGGGUCACCAGCUGUUUUUGGACUACAACUCCUAUCAUCGCUAGCUAGCAAGACCAGUGGUCAGGGAUGAUGGGAAUUGUAGUCCAAAAACAGCUGGAAACCCAAGUUUGGGAAACACUGCUCUGCAUAUUGCAUAGGCUGGACAUGCAGAGGGACAGAGUCAAUGCUGAACUGAUUGGAGUAAAUAAGGAAUUUAUUUUGUGUGAAUUCCAGUGUGAACUGACCUGAUCUGCUCCUCAUGAACUGCAGAUCAUAAUAUAAUUAUCCUUCAGAUUUUCUCUUCAACUUUUGCAGUACAGUUCUCAACUCAAAAACUGAACAAGAUGUGUUACCAUAAUAUAUAAUAAUUAAAUACAUAUUCAUAUAUUAAUUGGUGGCUUUUUAAAAAAAUCACAUAAACGUAGAAACAGGAUAGAACACAUGCAAUUGCAACAUAUUAUAAUGAUAGCGAUCCAUCCAUAUCUUGUACCACUCUAUCUUUCAUUUAUAAAUCUCCAACUAAUUAGCAGUCUGUUUAUCUAUCUGAAAACCACAUUGUCACAUUCUAGCAAGACCAAAAAAGAGAGUCUAAAAAGUAGCUAUACAGAAAAGACCAAGCUUGAUCAACAAGGCAGCUAGGACCUUCUUGGGCAGCGAGCAAGUUCAGAUUCCUCCAUAAUGAACCUAGGGUUGCCAUAUUUCAAAAAGUAAAAACUAGGACACUCUCAGCGGCGUAGCGUGGGUUGUCAGCACCCGGGGCAAGGCAAGUAAUUUGCGCCCCCUAACCCCUAACCUGCCGCAGCUGCCAGCUUCUUCUUGCUGCUGCCUGGGCUGGUCUGGUGUGGUUCUCUCCCGCGCUCAGUGCUUCGCUGGGCGGCCGCUGCACUGUUCCUCCCCCAGAUAGUCCCUCGCUCUCUCUCCGCACCGCACGCCUGGCACCCACCCCCUCCACAGUGGGCGGCGACCCAGCGGCUCGGAUCGGAUUCGCACAGCCAGCACUGCAGUGAGAGAGAGUGAGUGAGCCAGGUAGGGGCAGAGAGCUGCGAGUGCGCCCCCCCCAGGUGUUGUGCCCGGUGCGGCCGGCCCCCCCUGCACCCCCCACGCUACGCCACUGGACACUCUGAAAUCCUGGAUGUAUGGCAGCCCUAAAUGAACCAGAAAGUGCACAUUUACUUCUUCCCAUAUAAGUGAAUGUCUGCAGUUUACUUCUAAGGGUGGAGGGAGGGUUGCACUUGGGAACUGUGCUAUAGUAAAGGCCAAACAUGCCUCAUCACCCCUGAAAUGACGUGGAUGGGCUCACACCAACCACCGACUCCCACAGGAGCUUUGUGUGCAAUGUGUUUUUGUAUACAGUCUACCUUCCAUGGGUCUUUACAACACACGUUCUCCAUCUUUUAUUGCAGGUCUUCCCACAUCUCUGACAGAACUUCACCUUGAUGGCAACAAAAUCAACAAAGUUGAUGCAGACAGUCUAAAAGGACUAACCAAUUUGGCUAAGUAAUUAUUAUUUUAUAAAAAUGCCCAGCAUUAUGCAAAACUGGUAGCCUAAACCUUCCUGAACAGCCACAGCUCACUGCAUCUGUUAACAAGUUUCAGGCUGCUUAGAGUUGGAUCAUUCCAAGCACUUUGGCAAGAAAAGAAGCCGUUACUGAAAAUGUAUUGAAUUUUACAUUAGCUAGUUUUCUAGCUUUAAAUUGUUUCAUCUUUCUGUGUUUAAUAGUCUUCAAGGUAGGCUAAAAAUAUACUAAAUGAACAAUUUUCAUAUGCUAAUGUAGUUUGCCCUACCUUUGUUGAGUAAAUGUCUAAUAUGAGACUGGAAUACAUAUUUCCUGGAGUUGUAUACAUGCUACCACAAAAACAAAGCUGUAAAGAACCAGUUCUUAAAAAUUACAUCUAUAUUGCUGGGCUCUCCCAAUUUCCACAAAUAAGCCUAUUUUUUUAUGCUGCACUACACAAAGCAACCUCCCACCUGCUUUGGCGUGCAUUGAUAUUCUUGUUAUACAGGUAUCUCUAGCUGCAGCAGUAUGUAUAGAGAUAUUGCAAUCUUAUCUGGUACUAAAAUCUAACUUUAAAAUAAUAUGGUACUAAGUACCAUGUUACUAAAGGACGUGGGUGGCGCUGUGGGUUAAACCACAGAGCCUAGGGCUUGCCACUCAGAAGGUCGGCAGUUUGAAUCCCAGUAAUGGGGUGAGUUCCCGUUGCUCAGUCCCUGCUCCUGCCAACCUAGCAGUUCGAAAGCACAUCAAAGUGCAAGUAGAUAAAUAGGUACUGCUCUAGCGGGAAGGUAAAUGGCAUUUCCAUGCAUUGCUCUGGUUCGCCAGAAGCGGCUUAGUCAUGCUGGCCACAUGACCUGGAAGCUGUACGCCGGCUCCCUUGGCCAGUAAAGUGAAAUGAGCGCCGCAACCCGAGAGUCGUCCGCAACUGGACCUAACGGCCAGGGGUCCCUUUACCUUUACCUUUACCCAGUUAUUAAUUUGAUAUAUUGUGCACAUAGUGAUAAUUGUAUGAUGUGAAAUUAGCUUCGUAAUAAGCCUAUGUAGGCACAAUACAUGACUACAACUGGCCAUGUGCAAUAGAAUUAAAUGUAACUAUAGUACAUGUUUUUUAGUAUAGCAACUUGUGCACUAUUUUCCUGUUUUUGUGGCAUGGUGUUUAAUGUGCGAUGAAUCUACAGAAACAAAUAUCUAUGAGAACAGUUAUUUCACUAUAGCUUGCACAAUAUUUUUCUCUUGCAGGCUUGGUCUCAGUUUCAAUAACAUUGCUAGCCUGGAUAAUGGCUCUCUAGCUAACGUGCCACAUUUGAGAGAAUUACAUUUAGACCACAAUGAGCUUGCCAAAGUACCUCCUGGGCUUGGAGAACACAAAUAUGUACAGGUAAAGUAUACCAUAAGACUGUGAUAUACAACAUUUCUAAUUACUGUAUAUCUCACAGGCAACAUAGGACUGGCAGUAGUACCUACAUCUAAUAAAGAUGUUGGAAAAUCUAAUAGAGCAGUAAACUGCGUUUCCUCCAUUCACUAACUAAUACAUAAAUGCUUAGCUGUAAUAUAUAAUUCUGAUGAACUGCCUUUUUAAUUAUAUGAAGUAAUGGUGCAUGUAGGGAUGUAACAAUUGGUCUGAAUGCCAUUAUCCAACAACCUUUCUGAAAGUUAUAGUAACCUUCCUGAAGUUAACACAGGAUAGUCUGCGUCUGCUAGCUACCUGGGUCGGACACCACCUAGGAACCUGAUGUUUGCUAUUUGCUCUUCCAUUAUAGGAAUAAAAGCAUAUAUAAAUUAAUAAAUAACAGAUAACAUAAGACUAGUUUAGUUACCAGGUGGACAAAAAACCAUUUUCAUUUAUGUUUUUCCACCCACUUUGCUUAGCUACUGAUCUUGUGAUAAUAUCUGCAUUACAAGGUAUCUUAUUUUCAUUUGUUGUAAAACAAUAUCAAUAGUCUUUUUGUAAUCCAGUGGCUCCAGGGGGGGAAAGCAGGGACUGCAGCAGACAAGCAGAGAUUGACCACAUUAUUCUCAGUGUCACCCACUGUUCCACAUGUGUAACAGAGAGCAUUCCUCAACAGUGAUAAAUUGGGGUUGUUCAAGUCUACAGCCCUACUCUGGUGCUAUUGUAAUUGUGCUUAAACCAUGGGUGCAGGGGGAUGCUGUCCCCACUUCCCAAUAUCCUCAUCUCCAACCGAUCCAUUGAUGACAUUCCCGAAAUGAGUGGGAAGGUCUGAAGAAAGUUUUUAAGCAGGUUUGGUUGAACACACUUAAAGGUUUUCCUGCAAUGACAACAUCUGCAUUAUCAGUGUUCCCAGUCCCAAAGAAGCUUCUAAGUGCGUGCAAUCAAAGGAAAAGUUGGGAGAAUGGGGCUGGGACAUAUGCCCCUCACAACCCAAUUGUGUAAGCACAAUAACUCCUGCAUAGGACUUAUAUAUGCUUUGGAAAUGUAUAUAAGAGGAUCAAAAGAGCUUCUGCCUUCUGGUCUUCCUGUAGUAUCACAAGGAUGGCAACAAAUAUAUGGAGAUGUCAACACAAUGCAGGGACAUAGCUUUUUUUGCGGGAAAUUCGCUUAUUCCAGCACCGUUUCCCGCUGCUAUCCUGGAUUGUUAGAUAUCCCAUAGACUGUCCCUGGGACAGGUAAGGCUGCUGAUCCCUUAUUUUCAAGAAGAAGAAGAAGAAGAAGAAGAAGAAGAAGAAGAAGAAGAAGAAGAAGAGUUGGAUUUGAUAUCCUGCCUUUCACUCCCUUUAAGGAGUCUCAAAGCGGCUAACAUUCUCUUUUCCCUUCCUCCCUCACAACAAACACUCUGUGAGGUGAGAGGGGCUGAGAGACUUCAGAGAAGUGUGACUAGCCCAAGGUCACCCAGCAGCUGCAUGUGGAGGAGCGGAGACGUGAACCCGGUUCCCCAGAUUACGAGACUACCGCUCUUAACCACUACACCACACUGGCUGCUGAUCCCUUAUUUUCAAAUCUGAAAGUUGACAGCUAUGUGCAGGGAACUUUAGUGUGUUACCCGGUGGGCAGAGUGAAGUAUUAAUAAUGAGUGAGAGCAAGUUUCUUCUACUCUGGUUACAGUGAUUGCUCAAGGGAUGAUUUUUAAAAAGUGAUUUUGGCUUAGUAUGUGGAAAUCCAUGUAAGAAAUGAUGAUAAAUGACCCAUGUUAGGUUUCUGCAACACAAUAGCCUGUCUCACUUCUGCAAUGUUUCUACUUUCCAGGUGGUCUACCUUCACAACAAUAAAAUUGCUGCCGUUGGUCCCAAUGAUUUUUGUCCUCCUGGAUACAACACCAAAAAGGCUUCUUAUUCAGGAGUGAGUCUGUUUAGCAACCCUGUGCAGUACUGGGAAAUCCAGCCAUCCUCCUUCCGCUGUAUCUAUGAACGAUCUGUAAUACAACUUGGAAAUUACAAAUAGAUGCACAAAUGCAUUUCUGCUAGAAAUACCUGUUGCCUGUUAAAAUGUUUGCUAACAUUAAAGCCAAAUACUGGAAACUUACCUGCAGAGUGGAUAUCAUUAUGUAUGUAAAAAAAAAAGCAAAAACCUAAUAGAUCAUUCCAAGACAAAAUUGCUGAAUUUACUAUGUUUUACUUCCUUGCCAGCAUGUGGUAUAUUUCUGUGGUCUCUAUCGAUUAGCUGAGUGCAACAGAUUUCAGUAUUCCACUGUGCAUGAGAUUUGAGGUAAAUAUUUGUCAUGCUUUUCACAAUUAGAAAUUAUAUAGAUGGUGGUAUUUACAACAACACAAAGGGAUUACUUGGAGGGAAAGGAAACGAAACUUCCAAUAUAUAUAUAUUAUUCUUGGUGUGGGGCAGGAAUAGUCAACUGAAGACUCAACCAAACUCCAUAGGAAUAAAGCCUGAAUGUAGGUACCAGUGUGCUUACAUAACAUAAGCAAUAUUAAAAUGUUGCUUUUGUUAGCAUUCUUGGUUAAAAUACUCUCUUAAUAUAUUCAAAUUUUCAUUUAUAAAUAUCCUAAAUAUAAUUUUACGCGAGAUUAGGAAACAUCUGCUGCACAAAGUACAUGAUUAUUGUAUCCCUGGAUGCUGCUAUUUCUGGACUACAACAGCUAACUUGUAGAGGAGCAAUUUGUUUCUCCUUGCUCUCAUUACCACUUCUCUGUGUCAUAAUCCACCAAACAAUAUACCCAUAUGAUUUCCAUUCAUCUAAGCAUCUGCAGUAACCCACUCAAGGGGAUGUACGCAGUGAAACUGCAGGCAUGUGUAAAUUUAAGCAGGCAUAAGCCCACAACGUUAAUUCAUUGCUCUUAAAUACAACAAUGCACUUUCAUCUUUUCACUGCAUUUGAGUUUCAACAACCUUUUAAAAUAGAAUGUAGAGAGAUAUGCAGACUUCCUUUUCAGCAGUAUCUAGAAUUACAUCUGAGAAUAUAUAACUGGCCAGAACUUGAUGAGCAGAUUUAGAAGUCUUCUCUUUCAAAAGUCAUCUGAAACCAAACCUUCUACAUUCAUCUCUAUAACUGGCUUCAGUUAGUGGCGAGCAUACCAAAAUAAGGAUGUAUAUUUCUGGGAUCACUGUCUUCAAAGUUAACUAUAUAUCUUUCCACAUGUCAAAGAAAAGUUUGGAUACCUCUUAAUUGUCUAAAAUACAAUAUUUUCAAUGUAUGUAUGUUUUUAUAUUAAACAGUACUGGCAAACUCCAAAA